UCGAUGAAUGAUGCAAAAAAUUUGAACCUCUAACUUGGAGAGAGGUUGGUAGUUGCAGCAAGCCACCAAUCCCUUGAACGUUUGCUGAGUUCUGAGUUUUCACUUUUCAGGUCUCACCUACCACACCCACUCUCACUCUCUCUUAAAUUCUCUCCCUCUCUCUAACCCCCUUCAUUACUACUUCUUUACCAUUCAAACGCCAUGGUUUUCACGCCAGAGGAUCAGAUUCUCGUGGGUUUGGCCGUUGCUGUUGUGGCCAUUGGUGUUGGUGCUUUCUACAUCUACUCAUCCAAGAAGCCCAAAGCUUGCUUGGACCCAGAGAAGUUCAAGGAGUUCAAGCUUGUCAAGCGUCUACAACUGAGCCAUAAUGUGGCAAAGUUCACAUUUGCGCUUCCAACACCGACUUCUGUUUUGGGUCUUCCAAUUGGGCAACACAUAAGUUGCAGGGGUAAGGAUAGCCAGGGUGAGGAGGUUAUCAAACCAUAUACCCCUACUACUUUGGAUUCAGAUGUUGGACAUUUUGAACUUGUUAUUAAGAUGUACCCACAAGGUAGGAUGUCACACCAUUUCCGUGAGAUGAAGGUUGGUGACUAUCUUGCUGUAAAAGGACCCAAGGGACGUUUCAAGUACCAACCUGGCGAAGUUAGGGCCUUUGGGAUGCUUGCUGGAGGAUCUGGAAUCACUCCAAUGUUCCAGGUUGCUAGGGCUAUUUUAGAAAACCCACAAGACAAGACUAAGGUUCACCUUAUCUACGCCAAUGUGACAUAUGAGGACAUUCUUUUAAAGGAUGAACUUGAUGGCCUUGUUGCUAACCAUCCAGGUCAGUUCAAGGUGUACUAUGUCUUAAAUCAGCCUCCUGAAUCAUGGAGCGGUGGUGUCGGAUUCGUCUCAAAAGAAAUGAUUCAAGCUCAUUGCCCUUCUCCAGCAACUGAUAUUAAGAUCUUAAGAUGUGGGCCACCACCAAUGAACAAGGCCAUGGCUGGUCACCUUGAGGCACUUGGAUAUGCUCCUGAGAUGCAGUUCCAGUUCUGAAUUGAUAGGCUUGAUUUUGGUGCUUUUAACACUUCAUUUUUAAUGGCUUUGGUUAUUCAAGAAACAGACAUCAAAAUUUUCCCUUGGCUACAUAAAGCAUGGUUCAACUGUGCUUAUAUUCUUCAUAGGCGUUAGAGUUAAAAUCUGCAAUCUGCAAUAAUUGCUUCUCAUUGUCAUAAUGAGAUUGAUACAUUGACAUGUGUUAGAAUUGCAAAUUGAGUUACACUAUUGUAUUCACUGAAAAAUUUUCAUUGCUCAUUACCUAA
This is a messenger RNA of Arachis duranensis, 1298 nucleotides long. Its product is annotated as NADH--cytochrome b5 reductase 1. Bases 202 to 1032 code for a protein of 276 amino acids. Gene Ontology annotation, molecular function: cytochrome-b5 reductase activity, acting on NAD(P)H. Gene Ontology annotation, biological process: electron transport chain. The transcript has 9 exons. NCBI's taxonomy places the organism in Eukaryota, Viridiplantae, Streptophyta, Magnoliopsida, Fabales, Fabaceae. The record is from RefSeq and is a predicted model, not a curated record.